GGGAGGAGGACGGCAGAGAGUAGAGAAGAGCGAAAGCAAGAGUGGGAAAAAAAUACAAUUUAAGUAGGAGGAAACACAAAAUUCAUCAUGGCAUCGGGGGACACCCUGUACAUAGAGACGGACGGGUCUGAAAUGCCAGCCGAAAUAGUGGAGCUGCACGAAAUCGAAGUGGAGACAAUCGAGACUACAGUUGUUGGAGACGACGGGGAGCACCAGCCGAUGAUCGCCUUACAGCCGCUCGACGCGGACGACGCAAACUCCCUCCACCCGCACCAAGAGGUGAUUCUGGUGCAGACCAGGGAGGAGGUUGUGGGUGAGGAUGACUCCGAGCUGCACGCAGACGACGGCUUCGAGGACCAGAUCCUCAUCCCGGUGCCCGCCGUGGAGGAGGACUACAUCGAACAGACUCUGGUUACUGUUGCGGGGAAAAGCUCGUCGACGGGCCGGAUGAAGAGAGCUGGAAGCGGGAAGAAAGCGGGCAAAAAGAGCUAUAUGAGCGCAGGAGAAAUGGGCAGAAAAUGGGAACAGAAACAAGUCCAGAUAAAGACGCUGGAAGGGGAGUUUUCUGUCACUAUGUGGGCUUCGGAUGAUAAGAAAGACAUAGACCAUGAAGAGCAAAUCACGGGUGAAAACUCGCCUCCGGAUUACUCAGAGUACAUGACGGGGAAGAAGCUUCCUCCAGGAGGCAUCCCAGGAAUCGACCUGUCAGACCCCAAACAGCUGGCAGAGUUUGCACGAAUGAAACCAAGGAAAGUAAAAGAAGACGAUGCACCAAGGACGAUAGCCUGUCCACAUAAAGGAUGUACCAAGAUGUUCAGGGACAAUUCGGCGAUGAGAAAGCACUUGCACACCCAUGGGCCUCGCGUACAUGUCUGCGCAGAGUGCGGAAAAGCCUUCGUAGAGAGUUCAAAACUGAAGAGGCAUCAACUCGUACACACAGGAGAGAAACCUUUCCAGUGCACAUUUGAGGGCUGUGGCAAGCGGUUCUCUCUGGACUUUAACUUGCGCACACAUGUGCGUAUUCACACUGGAGACCGCCCCUAUGUGUGCCCCUUUGAUGGCUGCAACAAGAAAUUCGCUCAGUCAACCAACCUGAAGUCUCACAUCCUCACACACGCAAAAGCUAAAAACAACCAGUGAAUCAACCCUGAACCAGGAGAACGACAACAUGAGCAUACACUGGAGGAUCUGACCUGUAUCUCCGCUCCUUGACAGACAAUUAAUGUCCCGUGGCCUGCUUUGUUGUGAGAUAAGAAGUCCCCUUUGUAUUGUCUCUAGAUAAAAAGGUUUAAACAGAGAAAUUACCUUUUUCACAGACUUUCUGAUAUGUAUGGAGGUUUGAACAAGAAACUCGUGAGAACCCCGACCCCCUCAGGCCUCCUACCGUACCCUACUUUGGCGCUACCUGAAAGGAACAAUUUACGGUUUCUUCUUGUGAAGAUGUUAAUGAAUUCAUGGUUCUGCACCUACAAACUUAUUUAUACCUUAACACAGCCAGAUAAAAAAAGUUUUUGCAUAAGUCAAAUUUGCAUCUAUCCUCAGCAAUGACACCUUUUCAAUUUUGUACUCUUCCCCAAGUGUGCAUAUUGUACACUGUUCGACAUAAGCUCUGUGGUCAUGUAUGUAGUAAGAAAGUCCCCGUAGCUGUAUGAUGAGAUUUCACAGUUCAUUUUACCCUUUCCCCUUCAUGUGAGUGUGUUUCGCGGGGGAAUUGGGUGGUCUUUGCAUAUUUUCAUUUUGUACAACGCAAUAUCCCAAUUAUGUAGAUAAUAGCCAUGUGAUUUUCAAUAGUGAUCAACGAUUAAAAUGUUUUUUUCCCCUUGCACUACC
This is a messenger RNA of Scomber scombrus (Atlantic mackerel), 1830 nucleotides long. It is a transcript of the gene yy1a, whose product is annotated as YY1 transcription factor a. Gene Ontology annotation, cellular component: transcription regulator complex; PcG protein complex. Bases 88 to 1140 code for a protein of 350 amino acids. Gene Ontology annotation, molecular function: RNA polymerase II cis-regulatory region sequence-specific DNA binding; DNA-binding transcription factor activity, RNA polymerase II-specific. The record is from RefSeq and is a predicted model, not a curated record. The transcript has 5 exons. Lineage: Eukaryota; Metazoa; Chordata; Actinopteri; Scombriformes; Scombridae. Gene Ontology annotation, biological process: regulation of transcription by RNA polymerase II.